This is a messenger RNA of Capra hircus (goat), 1392 nucleotides long. RefSeq names its product ADP-ribosyltransferase 5 (gene ART5). The record is from RefSeq and is a predicted model, not a curated record. Lineage: Eukaryota; Metazoa; Chordata; Mammalia; Artiodactyla; Bovidae. Gene Ontology annotation, molecular function: NAD+ poly-ADP-ribosyltransferase activity; NAD+-protein-arginine ADP-ribosyltransferase activity.
AGAGGACAUCGUAGCGCCCGCAUAGACUUCAGCCCGACUGCCCAGAAACUUAAGUGCUUUUUCCCCGCUCUGGGUCUUCGCCACCUCCAGGCCCUGCCGGGCCAAAUCUCUGUCCCCCAGCCCAUCGAAGCCAAGCCUGGACCAUCGCUGGUCCCACCCUCAGCUGGAUCUCACUCUCCAAGUGUCUCUGAGGAAUAAUGUUGGCAGCUCUGCUGAUCGCCCUCAGCUGCCUCAGCCUCCACACCCUCGGCAGCGGUGUCCGCCCGUCUGUCCCCUGGCAGAAUAUUUCCAUCCAGAACCUGAGCCUGGCUCCAGAUACAUUCGAUGAUGCCUAUGUGGGCUGCUCGGAGGAGAUGGAGGAGAAAGCAGUGCUUCUGUUAGAGAAGGAGAUGGCCAACCAUCCCCUGCUGCGAGAGUCCUGGAAGACAGCCCAGAAGGCCUGGGAGCAAAAACGUCCAGGGCUCAUUCUGCCUCCUGGCUUCAGAAGCCAGCACGGAAUCGCCAUCAUGGUCUACACCAACUCAUCCAACACUUUGUACCGGGAGCUGAACCAGGCUGUGCGGACAGGCGGUGGCUCCUGGGAGUCCUACAUGAACCACUUCCCUUUCAAGGCCCUGCAUUUCUACCUGACCCGGGCCCUGCAGCUGCUGCGGGGUGGUGGGGGCUGCAGCAGGGAACCUGGGCAGGCGGUGUUCCGUGGCGUGGGCACCAUUCACUUUGAACCCAAGAGUGUGGGGGACUCUAUCCGCUUGGGCCAGUUUACCUCCAGUUCCCUGGAUGAGACAGUGGCCCGUGGAUUUGGUAAUGCCACUUUCUUCUCUCUAAGGACUUGCUUUGGGGCCCCAAUCCAGGCCCUGUCUGUCUUUCCUAAACAGCAUGAGGUGCUGAUCCCCCCGCAUGAAGUCUUCGUGGUGACGGGUUUCUCUAAGGAUGGAAACAGAAGCCUGGUGACUCUCUCCAGCAGUGAUCAGAUGUGCAGCCACUUUAACUGCGCCUAUCUGGGUGAGAAGAAGAGGCCGAGCUGUGAGUCUGUGCUAACAGGCGGGCAGGCAGACUCACUCUCCAAGGCCUUUUCUCUGCUCUCCUGGAAGACCCUGCUCUUGGCCUCUUGGGGGUUCCAGCUCUUAGGAGCUGGGCUCUGAAUGUUCAAUGCCUGCCACUCAGGAGUCCUGGGAACAUGUGACCUCCAGAUGAAGAAGGGAGGCUUCGAAGAGCCUGGAGAAGCAACAAGAUGGUUUCAGACCCAGACCUAGCAGCCAUGUCUUCAACCAGGAUGUCGGGGGAUCUGAGGCCAUGGUAGGGUGGAGGGAACCCUGCUCUGUGGUGGGGACUCCUUGGAACAAGCAAGGGUACUGCUGUGAUGGCUACUCCAUUAAACAGUGCUGCAGUGUG